CCCCCCCCUUCCCUCUGGGUUUUUCUCUCCAAACCCCCAUUUCCUCUGGAUACUUGGGGGGGGGGGGGAGACUGUAUUUGAACGCUAAACACACUUCUCCGGUCACAGUGUGUGGGUCAACACCUCCGUCAACACCUUCCACUCCACACACUCCCAGCAGGUAAUAAAGACUGCCAGCCACCAUGAGACUACCAGCCUGUGUGCUGCUGGUGACCCUCCUGGUGGGCCUAGGACGCCCCAUGUCGGUCAAGCGACCGCUGUUCAACCCGGGACUCACCCAGUUGGAAGACCUGCACGACGAGGGACCAAGAGAGACGCAGGGGACCACUGUGAAGGACGACGACACGAGUAUCUCGAAAACCUACAUCGAAGACGACGACUAUUACCCCGAGGACGGCGAGUACUACGACGACGGCGAGUACUACGAGAACGACGAGUACCCCGAGGAAGGCGUGUUUACAGAGGAGAGCACGUCCCCCGAGGAGCCCGACGAGGCCCGACUGUGGCUCUCGGACGAUGAUCCAGACUGGACGCCAGAGGGCUCGGGCAACACCCAAACAAGUUACGACGAGACUCUGCUGCAGAUCGCCCAACUAAUGCACAGCGGCGCUAAAAUCCUUCUGGACGAAGACGCUCCAGCCAGGGACAAGACCGUGGAGCAGCUUCUGGCCACAAUCAAGAGUCGAAACCUUGGGGAGGCGGAGGCUCGUAAUAUCCGGGACCAGCUGCUUAUCCUGGCUGGCGAGAAUAACCUGGACCUGAAUGACAUCAGCGAAGAGAAGGAAGAUUUUAGUUCCUUAGAGACGUCCUACGGAGCCCAAAGCCUUGGCAAGGUCUCAAGUACUAAAAUAAGGCGACAUGUACACCAGACCCAGAACGAAGGUCUGAGGCAAAUUAGCGAGCCCCAAUCUGAACAAAGUAGUCAACUCCAACAGGUAAAAGGUGGUCAGGUACUCCAAAUUGGGCAAAAUGGCGACGCGACUCUGCUGAACGACGACUCCGGAUAUGGUUCCCCGGGGCAUUUACACGUUCUCAGAGGGCAGCAGGUGGACACGUCGGAGCUGUCGCAGGGGGUGGAGCAGCUGGUGCCUGAGGGAGGCCAACACCGCGCCGAGGUGGGCGUGGGUGUAGAGCCUGAGGAAGACACUGGAGCAGAGGACAGCGACCGCCCAUCCCUACUGGGGUGGCUACAGAAAGGCUGGAGACAUGUAACAGGUGCUGUGGACAACCUUGGGGACCAGGCCGAGGACACCCUCUCCGAGUGGGGAGACAAGAUCACAGGUGCCGCUGGCACCGUACAUGUUGCAGCAGCCCAAGCCGUCGACAAAGUUCAGGAAACUGCAAAAUCGGCGCGUGAGCUCCUGCAGGAUGCCUGGGGUGUGGUGCGGGCAAGGGCGCUCACAACCCUCCAGCAGACCGGAGAGAAGAUUGCCACAGCGUUCCAGAAGGCGAGAGAGGCGCUGCCGCACCUGCAGGCGGGCAUCCUCGCUGCCUUCGCCAAGUUCGGCACCCUGGUCCAGGAAGGUGCCCACUACUGCCUCCAGCGUCUCACCACUGCCUACGACCAGGUGCGAGGCUCAGAGAUCCUGGAUAAAUUAGAGCAGAAGAUGACGGAGGGCAACGAACAAGUGGCUACGUUCUUCCGGACGCUCGGCCAGAAGGUGUCGACGUGGCAGCAGGAGCACACUGUGGAGAACGUGGACGAGGGCCUGGUGGUCCACCACCACCACCAGCAGGAGGGACAAGACAACGACGAGGCAGAGGUCGCUCACAUUGAAGAAGGCAUCCCAGACUUUUUCCAGGAUGACGUUAUCAAGCAACAAUUGCUGAAGCUUGUGGAUGUGGGCGUGCUGACCCAGAGCGACCUUGAGGUGUUCUAUCAGGAGGAACAGAAGGCCAAAGAGGAGGAGCAGAAGGCCAAAGAGGAGGAACAGAAGACCAAAGAGCAGCAGCUGCGGGACGCUCAAGAGGAAGAGGAGGUCGGCAAGCCAUAGUGAGGCAGAGAAGAAAACCCACACCCUGAGACAAUCUUACUUCACUAAAUGCUUAAGACUGUAUCUUAUUCCUACUAUUCCAUAAUCUCUCACACUCCUGUGUUUAUUCUAUUACAUUCUUUAAUACAGUACUUCAAAUCUUUAAAAUCUCCCUUACAAAGCUUGGGGACCGAGGUAGGGUAAAUUUAGCAAGAUUCAGCGAGAUCUUUGUAUAACAAUUUAAUGUAAGAAUGCAAAAAAGAAUAAUAAUC
This is a messenger RNA of Procambarus clarkii (red swamp crayfish), 2245 nucleotides long. NCBI's taxonomy places the organism in Eukaryota, Metazoa, Arthropoda, Malacostraca, Decapoda, Cambaridae. The record is from RefSeq and is a predicted model, not a curated record.